AUGGACCAAGAUGGUUUAUCACAGCGCAACGGCGCCAAGUCCAGAAAACGGCCGCUCUCCCGCGGGUCGACUGCAUCGAUUCAUAGUGCAACAACACAACCAACCGUGGAUCACAGUGGCUUCCCUGACGCACAAGACAUGUACACCGGGCAAUGGAUGGACGCCUCCGCUCACCAGAAGGCCCUCGGCGCGCCUCCUCAGAUGACACCCGAGGAUAUGAUACUGCACGCCGCAACUCACAUGCAGGCGGCCGGGCAUGACUUCUCUGUGAACGCUGCGAUGAGUGCACACAUGGGCCACCACAACCCAUUCCAGCAGCACGACAAUAUCUCGAGGCACCCAUUGCCUGCUGAGCAGUUUGGACCCAAUGCCAGCUUCACCGAGGGAGACAGUCAAAUGCUUGAUCGAGAGGACAAUGAGGAAGGUGACCCAAUGGCAGCUCUUGUCGGUGCUCCCAAGCCCACCGGAUCCAAGUCCAGUGCCAACAACGAGCUCGAAAUGCGGCAACUCUUUGGUGCCAACCGCCAUCGCAGUCUGCAAGAUGUCGCCUCCGAGCUUCACGGAAACGAGCGCGGGCCCAAUUCCGAACGAGCACGCCAAGUGUUUGCUAUGUUAUGGAUUAACUCGGUCUGUGAAAAGGGGAAGGGCUCCGUCCCUCGCGGAAGGGUGUAUGCCAACUAUGCAUCCCGUUGUGCCACCGAAAGGAUAACAGUUUUGAAUCCUGCCAGUUUCGGCAAGCUCGUCCGCGUUCUUUUCCCAGGGCUGAAGACGAGACGUUUGGGAGUGCGUGGAGAGUCCAAGUAUCACUAUGUCAACUUCACCCUCCUGGAUGAUCAACCGGAUCUCAAGGAACCUUCGCCUCAACAACCUCGGUCUCUCCCCGAGCCCAAGAGACAAGAGAAGCGAUCUAGCACCGUACCUCCUCAGGCUGGUCCCAAUUGGCAAGGCGGUGCACUUCCCUCGCCUGAGGAUGCUACCAAUAUACUAUCAAUGACGAGUCACGCUGCACACAAGCCGUCGUUUAACCAGCACAGCAUAUAUCAUCAACCCAACUUAGAAUCCAUGGACGACCUAAAAAAUGCAUCGACGAAAACACCCCUCGGACUAUCCUUCCUGGCAGAAGAAGACGAGGCCUUUAAUCACUCCGACCCACUACCUCUCCCCCAGAUCACCCCUUACUUGCCCAAAGGAACCGAUCCCGAUGCUGCCAAAUCUCUUUCUGCUCUGUACCGAUCCCACUGUACAUCUCUUGUCGAGUGCAUUCGAUUCUGUAAAGAGAAGACGUUCUUCCACCUGUAUCAAUCGUUCCAGGGAACGCUAACUAUGCCUGUUCAAAAAUUGUUUGGCCACCCAGACCUAGCGCCAUGGAUUGAGGGAUGUGACCUCGUUUUGUAUCAACGACUGAUGAAGAUCUUAUCCAACAUCACACUUCAAGUGCUUCCGAAACAAAUUCUGGACACACUAAGGAAUAUUUCAGAACGUCUCGUUUCACACGUUCGGUUAUCUUUUCAGGGACAGCCACAACAUGUAAUACGAGCCAAGGAGGCCCCCGCUGUUGUAUUUGCAGCACUUCUAGACCGAGCUCUCAGAGUAAACUUGACAGCUCACGCAGCAGCCAACAUGCUGUCAAAUCCUGCAAACCGCGACCAAAUGUAUCUUGACUGGAUCACCAUGAUUCGAGUGCGCAAGGUUGCAGAGUGUGUUCCGACACGAGGCAUGGACGACGUCGUCCAAUUGAUUAUCGGCGAAAUGCGCAACCUGUUGGACCCAACUCAGAUUCCCAGCGACGUGGAAGCUCUCACGAUAUAUGGUGAAGUAGUAGCAAGAGACGGGAACAAACCCAGCAUGGCCAAUCCUAAUGUCGAUGGCAAUUCCGUCGAGGGAACAGAAAACGUGCUGGAUAAAUGGGUUGCCUUCUUGCGAAGUCUUCCUGACAGAUUUCCAUACGCUUCUCACUCCGAAAUCGUCUGGUGUGUAGAAAGAGUAGGGACGGCUGUGAUGAGAGACCUGACUCUGGCUCAAGGCAAGAGCUACGGGACAUGGUGGGUAACGAAGGUGUGGAUAGACGAAAUGGUCUGCUUUUUAGCAGAGCACGGCGGGUUCAUGAAGCAGGGAAUCACUUACACGGCACCAGCCCAAGAUUCCCAUCCCUCGACUGCGCAGCAGGGGAAUCGGAAAGAAGUCGGCAACAGCGAUGGCGCCGUCGGCAUGAAGAUGCCACAAGUCACUCAACCGCAGCUGGGCCGAGCCCCUUUUCCACCAGCAAAUCACGACAGUCAACCGCCCGCCAGCGAAGUGCAUGGUGUGGAUGCACAUGACGAUAGCGGCAUCGGUAUUCGGACACCCGAAGAAGACUUCACAAUGGACAAAUUCGAGUUCUCCAUGUCAGAGACGGCCGGUCUUGUUACCGGCCCUGACUUGACGGCCUGA
Clonostachys rhizophaga is the source of this 2430-nucleotide messenger RNA. Lineage: Eukaryota; Fungi; Ascomycota; Sordariomycetes; Hypocreales; Bionectriaceae. The record is from the annotation of a GenBank genome assembly.